Molecule: messenger RNA, 2283 nt
Organism: Dermatophagoides farinae (American house dust mite)
Lineage: Eukaryota; Metazoa; Arthropoda; Arachnida; Sarcoptiformes; Pyroglyphidae
Source: RefSeq, a predicted model, not a curated record
UUUUAAUCAUUAUGGAAAGAAAAAAUGAAAUCAAAAUCUUCAUUCAAAUUUAAUCAUAUCGAAUCAAUUCAUCGUUCGAAAUGAUGCCCAUCCUUUCGAUGAUGAUGAUGAUGAUUGAUCCAUGAUAAUUUUAGUGAUUGAUUUUUUAAACUCCCACGUUUCAAAAUAUAUCCGUUAUUAUUAUAAGCAAAAGAGUGCAAAAAAAUGUCCAUAUUUGAAUCGGAUACGAUUGAUUCCAUAAUUUCGAAAAUUAUGUUAUAUCUCAAUGAAAUCCUUGUCAUACUUGGAUUAAUUCUUUUGCUAAUUUUAUUGGUUCGAAUAUCACUUUGGUUAUUACAUUGUAAUCUAUGUAAUAAAUCAGCAGAUCAUUCGGAUCCAGAAUCCAUUACCGUGGAAUCCAGCAAUAAUGGUGUGAAAUCAAAAUCUUCGAUCAAUAUUAAAGAUGAGAAUAAUAAAAAUAAGAAGAAAUGUGAAAAAACAAAACGAAAACAAAAAGUGAAUGAAGAAGAAACAUCAGCAUCGUCGCCACCACCACCUGUACCGAAACCAGAUUUUCUUAAAGAUGAUGAUCAUUCUAAUGAACAAGAUUUGAAUCAUAAGAAUGAUUUACCAUUAGAACCGGGUCAGCCUAAAUUUCGUAUUAUAUCCGAAUCACAAUUACCUGAACAUGGUGAUGGUCAAGAUCCACAACAUUCAUUCGGAGAUGAAAAUGAUCAACAAGCCGAUAUACAGAAAUCAGUAAUCCAAAGCGAAGAAAUUUCUCCGGAUUCGAGUGAAACAGCCAACAAUUCCGAGACGGUGAUUGAUCCGAUAGUAUCGGGUGUGUCAACAAAAUUGAUAAUUAAUGAUGAUAAAGAUGAUGGAAAAAUCACUGAGCAACAACAACAGGAACCACAUACAUAUGCACAAAUAAUACGACGACAAAAUAUUAGUGAAAAUGAUAAAUCCAGCAAUCAACAACCGACAAAUGAUGAUGGGAAAGAGACAAAAGAAGAAAAUGUUGUCGUAACUAUUGAUGAAAACACAUCGGGAACGGUGGUGGCAAAUGCCGGACAACAAUCAGAUUCAAAUAUUGAAAUGCCUGUAUCUGAAUAUGCUGUCGUUGAUAUUGAAAUGAUAAAACCACUAGAACAGAAACAACAACAACAAGCCGAAAAGGUAGAAAUCCUAAAUGAAAUUGAGAAGAAAAUGAUUGUGACCGAACAGAUUGAAACGGUGGAAAUGAAUUCGAAUUCACCGGAAAAAGAACCGUCAGAACCUACAGAAGUUGAUGAACCAUUAACGGCGUCUAUCCAAUCGAAACGAUUAGAAUCACUGCCCGAUGUGGAAUCCGAACCACAAAUCGUUAAACGCGUUCCAGCACAUCGUUGUAUCUGUCCAUAUUGUUCAUCGAAUAAUAAUCGAACAUCAUCAACAACAAGUCAACGAUCAUCAAUGAUUGAUAGUGAAGAACGUGAAGUACUAAAACGAUUGGAUGAGACAUUGGAAGAAAUGGAACGUCUCAAUGAAUCAUUGGCUCCAUUAUCAAGGCAACAGAAUAAUGAAGAGGAUUACACAGAUGAAUUGGAAGCAGAAUUGUUAAAAAUUGCUCAGGAAAUUCAUGAACGAAAACAGAACCAACAAAGAAAACAAGAACUGAUCAUUGAGAAUAAAGACGAUAAUCAACAGCCACAACAACAACAGGAACGAACAAAUAAUGUUAAUGAAUCGGAAAAAUCAAACAACGAUUAUCUAUUACAAUCAUCGGAUAAUAAUAAUGUUCGUAUUUUGGAACCUAAACAACUGGAUGCAUAUUCUACAUUGAUCAGGAAUCGAAUACGUGUAUAUGAACCGGAACAUACAUACCACCCUAGAAUUGUGCCGAAUUGGAUAUCGAUGAAAUUAAGACAGAAAUUAAAUCUUUCACAAAUGACAUCUUCACCACAAUUAUCAUCAUUAUCAUUAGAUAAAUUAAAUCGUCCACAACUUCCACCAAAACCGAUGAUAAUUGAAACAAUUUUGAAAGAACAGUCUUCAUUAUCAAUGAAAGAUAAUGUACAAACUAAACAAAAACCCGAACAUAAUCGAAUAAUCGAUCGUCGUCGUGCAUUCGCUGACAAUGAUGAUGAUGAUAAUGAUAAUGAUAAUGAUGACGAUCAAGAGCCACAAUGCGCCAUCUAUGCAAAAGUAAUUGAUCAAAUUAAACAGAGAGGAAAUUUAAAUUAUCAUAACCAUAAUAAUCAUUAUACUAAUAAUCAUGAUCAUCAAAAUCAUCAACCAUUAUUGGUACAACAGGAACAAUGA